Messenger RNA from Notodromas monacha, 357 nucleotides. The record is from the annotation of a GenBank genome assembly. Lineage: Eukaryota; Metazoa; Arthropoda; Ostracoda; Podocopida; Cyprididae.
AUGAAGGAUAGAAGACUCAUCGAGGAAUUUGAUUUCCGGUGCCUUUUUUUUUCGGGAUACCCGCGGGAUCGGGAACGGAGCCCGUUCCCCGAACCCGAGGGCCCAACGCGGACCCAGCGAGUCUGGCACGAUCGCCUUAUUCCCCACAACGCGUACACUAAAACGACGAGGAAGAGGAAUAAGAAAGAAGAUGGAUCCACUUGGCAUCCCGGAAAAACUCUCUCAUAUAUAUGCCCCGGCAAGGAAAUGGAAGAAUGGGGACUUGAACGCGAGCGCGGACGCAUUCAUGGACGUCUGAAACAAAAUGUUGAAGCCGCGAGACUCGCUAAAGCAGCUGCAGGUUUCUUCGGCGCGUAG